This is a messenger RNA of Penicillium antarcticum, 966 nucleotides long. RefSeq lists its product as uncharacterized. The record is from RefSeq and is a predicted model, not a curated record. Bases 1 to 966 code for a protein of 321 amino acids. The transcript is spliced from 2 exons. NCBI's taxonomy places the organism in Eukaryota, Fungi, Ascomycota, Eurotiomycetes, Eurotiales, Aspergillaceae.
AUGUUCCUCGUGAAACCUUCCGGUCUUCCACAUUUAGCCGAGAAGCCGAAGAUGAUAUUUACUUCGGUGGGGAUUUCUACAUUGGGCCUAGCGCGUAUCGGACAUGCGGCAUAUGCUGAGACCUAUUCACAUCUUUCUGCAGCAUUGCCACACGACACAUGUGCGGCGCUACCCACAGGGUCGAGGCGUUGGACCCCUCCUACCAAGCCCGACUCUUGGACAGAGACACUAAAUGCAACCAAUUUCGGCCCCCAGUGUGCUCAGCCAUACUCUGACGCCGGUAUCUUCUCUUCUGGAAAAAACUCAACUAGUGAGGACUGUUUGACCUUGAAUGUCUGGACCCCGACCUACGACACCACCAAUGCCACUGAGAUCAAGAACAAAAAUCUUCCAGUCUAUGUUUGGAUCUUCAGCGGCCGUUUUGAAGGUGGCUCCGGAGAUGUCAUCACCUAUGAUGGAACUGGUCUUGCUUCCAAGGAUAUCAUCGUUGUUACGAUUAACUAUCGUCUCGGUGCCUUUGGUUUUCUUGCUCACCCAGACCUAUCCGCUGAGUCUGGACACAACAGCUCUGGAAACUACGGUAUUUUGGAUCAGCAGUUUGCUCUUCGCUGGGUUCAGAACAACAUUGCUCAGUUCGGUGGAAAUUCUAGCCAGGUUACUGAUGGUGGUCAGUCUGCCGGAUGUGCCAGCGCAUUGGACAUGAUGUGGAGUCCUCUCAGUAGUGGUUUGAUUCACGGCGUUAUUGCUGAGAGCGGUGCCCGUGGCCCCCAUGAUACUGCUACAGGUAGUGUGGCUACUAGCUACAACACGAAGAGCGUCGCUGAGGACUUUGGUGUCACAUUCCUGAAAACUAUGAACGUCUCAUCGAUUGCCGAGCUUCGCAAGCAUCCUAUGGCGGACCUUAUCGGAGAUGUUCAACUAAUGGAAGAUAAAUACUUUGAUGGCACUGCCUUCUCUGAUCUCUGA